Molecule: messenger RNA, 615 nt
Organism: Bactrocera neohumeralis
Lineage: Eukaryota; Metazoa; Arthropoda; Insecta; Diptera; Tephritidae
Product: LIRP-like
Exons: 2
Coding region: 79-432 (117 amino acids)
Cellular component (GO): extracellular region
Molecular function (GO): hormone activity
Source: RefSeq, a predicted model, not a curated record
UUCAAUAGAACGUUGUGUCGAACUUAAAGAGUUUAUUGUUAACGCACACUCAUACAACCAACUAAAUUAACAACCGCUAUGAUUUCGAGUGCACUGAAAAUUGUUACCUUUCUAGCGGUCUUCAUAGUUGGCUUGCAGCAUAUUUCGGCGCAACAAGCCGUUUGUGGCCCUGCCAUAGACGCCGCACUCAGUAUCAUGUGCGAAAAUGGCUUUAAUACGAAGUUCAAGAAAUCACUGGAAUGGGAUGGUCUAGCUAACGCUGAGCCCGAAGAGCUGUCGCCUUUCGGCAUGAUGAACUUUCCUUUCUUGGGCAAAAAUCAUGGCGGCCACGUCGAUACAGUGGCCAAAACCCGCCGUCGUCGGGAAGGUGUAUACGAUGAAUGCUGCCGUAAGCCCUGCUCCUACAGCGAGUUAUUAUCCUACUGCAAAUAGGCUUACACGUUUCUAAAAUCUUCUAACUGACUUUCACGUUGAAUGAAUUUGUUAUACGAUUGUUCUAUUGGUUAGUCGAAAGACUCGACUAUGUGGCGUUCUGAAAUGCUUACGAUAGUUAAAAUAUAUACUUACUUAUAAACGAUGUUAUAGAAAAACUGAAUAAAAAAUUCAAAAAAUCAA